Molecule: messenger RNA, 1002 nt
Organism: Schistosoma turkestanicum
Lineage: Eukaryota; Metazoa; Platyhelminthes; Trematoda; Strigeidida; Schistosomatidae
Source: the annotation of a GenBank genome assembly
AUAAGUCAUGAAAUCGGUGGUCAAUUAGUAAAAUAUUCAGCACGUGAUGCAUGUCCAUUAGUACGUUGUAUGGUUGUCGAGGCAUUUCGUGGUUUAGUAAAACAAUUUGAAAUACAAUUAUGCGCUAUCGGUAUACAAUAUUUACAAGAAAUCUCUAUGAAACAAAUUCAUCAAUGCUCAUCAAAUCAACAAUAUUGUAAAAAAUUAUCUAUGUAUUCUAUUCCACCGACUACAUCGUCAUCCACGUCAGCCUCAGCGUCGUCGGGGUCGGCGUUCAAUGUCAAACGACCGAUACGUCAUAGUACAAUAAGUGUAGUCACACCACCAGGUGGAGCAAAUAACAACAACAACAGCAACAACAACACUGUAGUCACUGCAUAUUCAACUCGCCCAUCGGAAUCCACUUCAAAUCAUACAAAUUUACAUGGUAGUUGGUCUCUGAUUAAAUCAUCAAAUCGAGAAAUCGAUCAACAGCAACAACAUAAUUAUUCUUCUUAUUCUUAUUAUAAAACUCAGCCACAAGCUUCACCAGUUUUACGCAAAUCCGUUUUUAAUCCUGGUUCAGUAUUCUUUACUGGCAGUGGUAAUACACCUAGUACAAAUAUCUAUGUACAAUUUUGGUUGACAUUAAUUCAAUUAGCACAAGAUCCUUAUUUGGAAAUUUCUCGUUUGGCUACUAUUUUACUACAGUAUCUUUAUGGAAAAAUUCGUGAAAAGCCUGAAUUUCAAGCAAUCUAUUGUAAUUUAUCAAACAAUACUACUAACAACAGCAACAAUAAUAGUAGUAGUAGUAAUAGCAAUAGUCACGUUAAUAUUCAUGAGGAGACUACUUCCAUCUCACCGUCGAAUAAAACAUCAUUCACAUGUAAUCAUCUAUCGGGGGAUCAUCAGCAUACUGUCAACAAAUUGAAUUCCCCGCCGGAUCAGAAUAAUUCACAAACUACUACUACUACUACUAGUAGUAGUAGUAGUAUAAUAACAUCAAGUCGAUCAGAACAGUAA